AUGGCCGAGGUAAUCAGGGACGAGGAGGUGCGCAGGCGCGUGCGACUUGCGCAAGAGUUUCUCGACCCAGACGAUGUCUCGAGGCGAAGCUACCGACCCGACAUUCUGGUGAUGCUCAAUCGGGGCCUCCGAAGACUCACAGUCAGCAUAGACGAGAUCCGCUCACAUAACCGCGAACUGGCCGAUGGUCUGCUCAACUCGCCCUUCGAAUUCACAGAAGCCUUCGACCGCGCCCUCAAAGAUGUCGUACGCACCUUCACCGACCGCCCAAAGUCCGAGACAAGCGACGACGUGGUCUACUAUUGCGCAUACAUUGGCAGCUUCGGCGAGUACUCAUGUAACCCACGUACAUUGGGCUCAAACCAGCUGAACCACAUGGUGUCGCUCGAGGGCAUCGUCACAAAAACCUCCCUCGUGCGGCCCAAGGUGGUCAAGAGCGUCCACUACAACGAGAACAAGCAGAAGUUCCACUCGCGCGAGUACAGAGAUCAGACCAUGACUACCGGUGCGGCGAGCACAAGCGUCUAUCCGACAGACGAUGGUGAGGGAAAUCCACUUGUCACCGAGUACGGCUACUGCAUCUACCGCGACCAUCAGACCAUCUCCAUCCAGGAGAUGCCCGAGCGUGCGCCUGCUGGACAGCUACCGCGUUCGGUUGAUGUCAUCUUGGACGACGACCUCGUCGAUCGCGUCAAGCCUGGCGACCGCAUACAGCUUGUCGGCAUCUAUCGCUCACUCGGUAACCGCAACGCUGGUGCUGGCAGCUCGACCUUCCGCACACUGAUCCUGGCAAACAAUGUUAUCCUUCUCUCUUCCAAGUCCGGUGGCGGCAUCGCCCAGGUUUCCAUUACCGACACCGAUAUCCGCAACAUCAACAAGAUUUCGAAAAACAGGCGCGUAUUCGAGCUGUUAUCGCAGUCACUCGCCCCCUCCAUUUACGGACACGACUACAUCAAAAAGGCAAUUCUUUUGCUUCUUCUGGGAGGACAAGAAAAGAACCUUGAGAACGGCACCCAUCUGAGAGGAGACAUCAACAUUCUCAUGGUUGGUGACCCCUCGACUGCUAAAUCGCAACUUCUGCGAUUCGUGCUGAAUACCGCACCGCUCGCCAUCGCCACCACUGGUCGUGGCUCGUCCGGCGUUGGUCUCACAGCUGCCGUCACAUCAGACAAGGAGACAGGCGAGCGUCGUCUUGAGGCUGGUGCCAUGGUUCUUGCUGACCGUGGUGUUGUCUGUAUUGAUGAGUUUGACAAGAUGUCUGAUGUUGACCGUGUAGCUAUUCACGAAGUCAUGGAGCAACAGACCGUGACCAUUGCCAAAGCCGGUAUCCAUACCUCACUCAAUGCUCGAUGCAGCGUCGUCGCAGCUGCCAACCCCAUUUUCGGUCAAUACGACAUUCACAAAGACCCUCAUCGCAACAUUGCUCUUCCAGAUUCUCUUCUAUCGCGUUUCGAUCUGCUUUUCGUCGUUACCGACGACAUCGAAGACGCACGCGACAGGCAGGUUUCUGAGCACGUCCUCCGCAUGCAUCGAUACCGUCAGCCUGGCACCGAGGAGGGUGCACCAGUCCGAGAGGAGGGAGCUCAGCUCUUGGGUGUCGGUCUCGACACUGAUGCUGAUGCCAAUCGUCCAACGGAAGUUUACGAGAAGUUCAAUCCCAUGCUGCAUUCCGGUGUCACAAUCACAGUUGGACGUGGGGCGAACCGAAGGACCGAGGUCCUCAGCAUACCUUUUAUCAAAAAGUACAUCCAAUAUGCUAAACGCGAGAAACCAAUCCUUACCAAGGGUGCAGCCGAUCACAUCGUAGCAACCUACUCUGCACUGCGGAACGACGAGCUAGAUGCUGGUACCCGCCGCACUUCACCUAUCACAGCGCGUACUCUCGAAACACUCAUUCGUCUUUCCACUGCACACGCAAAAGCUCGUCUGUCGAAGCGAGUAGAGCAGAAGGAUGCAGAGGUCGCUGAACAAAUUCUCCGUUUCGCGCUGUUCAAGGAAGUUGUCGAGGACGACCGCCGCAAGCGAAGACGAACAGUCCGUGAUCCAGAUGCCAUGUCCACAGACGGAGAGUCAUCCGGUGAUGAUGACGAAGACGGUGACGAGCAAGAGGCCACACAAUCUCGCCGCACCGGUGGGCCAUCUACCCGUAACACGCGUACGGGCACUACACGCACCCCCGCAGCCGAAGAAGACGGUGGAGAAGACGACGAGAACGAAGACCUUUACAACGUUACGCCGAAGACUCAGCGCACAACCAAUCGUACACAGUCGUCCCGCGCUGGCGUAUCAUCACAAGUCAGCGCCGCAUCUUCACACCCCGAGUCCCAGCUACCAGCCACACAAACCGAAUCGCAAGAAUCCCAGGACAUCACGCCGGCACGUCUGCAAGUGUUCCAAACAGCGCUUGGUCAACUUAUCGAUGGGCCACUAUUUGCGAACGAUGCUGCAGAUGUGGAACCUCUGGUUGCUGCUGUAAAUGCUAGACUUGGUGGUGGUAACGGGCGCGAAGCAUUUGAGGAAGCUGAGGCAGAGAAGGCACUUGAAGCGCUCAGCGAGAGGAACAAGAUCAUGUACUCUGGAGGUAUCGUAUACAAGAUCUAG
Messenger RNA from Alternaria postmessia, 2601 nucleotides. RefSeq lists its product as uncharacterized. Bases 1 to 2601 code for a protein of 866 amino acids. The transcript is spliced from 3 exons. Lineage: Eukaryota; Fungi; Ascomycota; Dothideomycetes; Pleosporales; Pleosporaceae. Gene Ontology annotation, molecular function: ATP binding; ATP hydrolysis activity; single-stranded DNA binding. Gene Ontology annotation, biological process: double-strand break repair via break-induced replication; DNA strand elongation involved in DNA replication; DNA replication. Gene Ontology annotation, cellular component: nucleus; MCM complex. The record is from RefSeq and is a predicted model, not a curated record.